CGAUGGGCCGCAGGCAACAACUCAACGGUUCAACCUCGUCUGUCUGUUCGAUAGAUUAGUCAACACUUUCCAAGUCAACGCGUAACGUGACUCAUCACUACUUUACCUGCUCGAUUCCACUCAUCACUCAAGUCUUCCCCUUCAUCAUCACAACCACCAGGUACAAGCCAAAAUGACCAUCCGCUAAACCGGCCCCAGAGGAGUCGACCAGCACAUCCCCCACCCUUCUUCUCACCACCACAGCGACCUCGGCCGAGCCGCCCAACCGACCCAACAGGAAACGAACAUGAACACAACCAGCAGCAGCAACAUCAACCCUGGUCCCUCCUCUUCAGGCCAGGCCGGACUCCCCUCCGCCAAUCCCAGCGCCUCCUACUGGCUGCAACCAAGCGAUAUUUCUCAGAGGCUUGAUGAUUAUCGGUCCACGCAUGAUUUGCCGCAGUCGGCUGAUACGGUGAUUGUCGGGUCGGGGAUUACGGGUGCGUUUGCGGCUUGGUUCCUGUUGGAGCAGACGAGGGGAACGAAGGUUGUUGUUGUUAGGUCUGGAUCUGGGUCUGGGGCUGGAGCUGGCGCUGGAGCUGGGAAAGAAAAAGAAGGAAACAGCAGCAGCAGCAGCAGCGAAAGAGACAUCCUAAUGCUCGAAGCGCGCCGGCAACCCUGCUCCGGCGCCACCGGCCGCAACGGCGGACACUGCCAGCCUUUUGUCUACUCGGCUUCCACCCCGUCCAUUGCCGAAUUCGAGCUGGCCACUUAUCAGUUUCUCAAGACUUUUGUGGAGGAGCAGGGAAUUGCGGGCGCUGUGGAUUGGAGAACGCACAAGACUGUUCAUGCGUACUUGACGGAGGAGGUGUGGGAGGGGGCGAAAGCGUUGGUGGAAAAGUUGCCGGAGGGAUUAAGGGGCCAGGUGGAUUUGGUUGAUGAUGAGACCAGAAAGGUGAAAGAGGGAGGAGAGACGACGCUGAGGGAUUUGAGAGUUCCCGGGGCGAAGGGGGCGGUGGUGCAGAAGCAUGCGGCGAGUUUGUGGCCUUGGAAGUUGGUGGUUUGCGUGUUGGAGAGGUUGAUGGAGAGGUUUCCGGUUAGGAAUGGUGGUACGGGCGAAGGAGGGUUCAACUUGCAGACGAACACACCGGUCUUGGGAUUGGAAAAAGUCGGCGAUGGCAGGUGGACGGUGAUAACGAGCAGGGGAAGCAUCAAGGCGAACAGAGUGCUGUUGGCGAUGAACGGGUAUACGAGUUAUUUGUUGCCGGAGAUGAAGGACUUGAUCGUUCCGGUGAGGAGCCAAGUUGCGUCGUUGCGGCCACCCACGCAGGAUGCGACCAGUGGCAAAGUGGCCGAGUUGGAUUACAGUUAUGCGUUUGUCAGCGAGGAACAGUUUCCGAGGGAUGAGUAUCUCAUGCAGAGACCUCUGCCCGGAGGAGAGCUAAUCUACGGAGGAGCGAGAAGUCAUGCGGAGAACAAGGCGGUUGGAGUGUGGCAGGAUGAUGAAGUCGAGCGAGGCGUCGCGACCUAUCUGAGGCAAAACCUGGCACCAUAUCCGUUGGAUCUGACUCUAGACAAAACUGGCUCUACGCCUACGGAUAUCCCUAAGGAGGGAAAUGAGACUACAGAACUCGAGGCCACGCAUCAGUGGACGGGGAUCAUGGGAUUCAGCAGAGACUCGCAUCCUUGGGUCGGACGGGUGCCGGAAAGACUCGGCGGCGGAGAGAAUCUGUAUAUGUGCGCCGGGUACACCGGACACGGAAUGCCGCAGGCCGCAUUGGCAGCCCGGAUGAUUGUGGAGAUCACGGGUAAGCCGUUUGCGGAUGACGGGCUCAAGUUGCCUCAGGAGAUGGUGUUGACUGAGGAGCGAGUAAGCUGGGUGAGGGAGAACACGAAGGCGUUGUUGAAAGAGCAGCAGCAGGCACCUGAAUGGUCGGCUACCAUGCCCGAGUUGUUGACGGCAACGGAGAGAAGAGCUUGAGCAGGGGAGUUGAUAAUGAUGUGAACCAGUCACACCAGUCCGUCCAUAUGACUGUAUAGAACCCAGAUAAACUACAGAAUUAUUUUUGUGUUUCCUGUACAGACCAACAAAC
Messenger RNA from Neurospora crassa OR74A, 2072 nucleotides. Its product is annotated as FAD dependent oxidoreductase. Gene Ontology annotation, molecular function: oxidoreductase activity. Bases 287 to 1960 code for a protein of 557 amino acids. The transcript has a single exon. NCBI's taxonomy places the organism in Eukaryota, Fungi, Ascomycota, Sordariomycetes, Sordariales, Sordariaceae. The record is from RefSeq and is a predicted model, not a curated record. Gene Ontology annotation, cellular component: cytoplasm.